Molecule: messenger RNA, 3375 nt
Organism: Malus domestica (apple)
Lineage: Eukaryota; Viridiplantae; Streptophyta; Magnoliopsida; Rosales; Rosaceae
Source: RefSeq, a predicted model, not a curated record
UUAUAAAUUGGGUUCUGUUCAAGCUGCUAGACAACCGCAGCUUACCCAAACCAAAGUUUCACACAAAACUGAUACCAUGGGGAAUUACAAGUUCAUUUCACCACUUCUCUUCUUCUCAUAUUUGUGCAUGCAUGCCUUUGUUCUUAACUCAUGUCUUAGUUUGGCCCUUGCCGGAUCAAACGAGACAGAUAAACUGGCGUUGCUUGAAUUCAAGGCUAGGAUAACUACAGACCCUUUUGGAGUCAUGAGUUCGUGGAAUGAAACAAUCCACUUUUGCCAAUGGCGCGGUGUUACCUGUGGUCACCGCCACAAGAGGAUCACAAUGUUGAAGCUGAUGUCCUUGAAGCUUGGAGGCUCUAUAUCGCCACAUGUUGGAAAUUUGAGUUUCCUCAGAGUGUUUAGUCUAAAAAAUAACAGCUUCAGCCAUGGAAUCCCUCCAGAAAUUGGCCGUCUCCGCAGGCUGCAACUUUUGGGAUUGCAUAAUAAUUCAUUGAGUGGGGAAAUUCCCGCUAAUUUAUCAGGUUGCUCUGAACUCAACUACUUAUAUAUUGGCGACAAUUUGUUAGAAGGUAGUAUCCCUAAGGAGCUUGGCACCUUGUCAAAGCUAAUAGAAUUCAAUAUUGAAGACAACCACCAUACAGGAAGUAUCCCUCACUCUUUUGGCAAUAUAUCUACUCUUGAAGGGUUUAGUGCAGUUCUUAAUAGUUUAAGUGGCAGUAUUCCAGAUAUCUUUGGUCGACUGACCAAUUUUGAUUUUAUUGGAUUGGAUUCAAAUGACUUGUCUGGUACGAUCCCUCCCUCAAUUUUCAAUGUCUCUUCUCUUGAAACCUUUGCUGUGGGAUAUAAUUACAACCUCCAAGGCACUUUUCCUUCAAACUUGGGCAAUUCCUAUCCAAGACUCCAAAUUUUUGCCAUCGAGGAUAACCACUUUAGUGGAACUAUACCUGUUUCAAUAUCUAAUGCCUCAAAUCUGUUUACGCUACAAAUAGGCGGAAACCAACUGCAUGGAGAAGUCCCCUCUUUGAAAAAUUUACACGAUCUUUGGCGGUUUGUUAUUUAUUCGAACCAUCUUGGAAGUGGGGGAAUUGGUGAUGAUUUGAGCUUUCUUUGCGAUUUGACUAAUGCCACCGGUUUACAAUACUUGCAUAUUAGUGAAAACAUCUUUGGGGGUACGCUGCCUCAGUGCUUAGCCAACCUGUCUACUUCACUUCUAUCUUUCUACGUAGAUGGUAAUAGUAUAUUUGGUAGUAUCCCGAAUGCGAUGGAAAAUCUGCAUAACCUGGAAGCCAUAUCGCUGUCUGGCAACCAGUUUUCAGGGCUCAUCCCCCCUGAAAUAGGAAGGCUUCCCAAAUUAUAUGAAGUAUUAUAUGACUUGCAUGCAUUCUUCCAACAAGUAUAUAUGGAAAACAACUCCCUUUCUGGGAAUGUUCCAUCAUCUUUUGGAAAUUUAAGUCGAUUAACUGAUCUGCAUCUCGAGGAUAACAACCUUCAGGGCACCAUCCCUUCAACUUUAUCUCAGUGUCCCAAUUUGGUGAACUUAACUCUUGGUGAUAACAAUUUCACUGGUAUCAUAUCCCCAGAAUUAAUUCGUCAGUCUUCUUCAUAUGUUCAUUUGGAUUUUUCUCGAAACCAUUUGACUGGCUUUCUUCCCAUGGAAGUAGGACAAUUGAAAAAUCUAGAACAUUUUGAUGUUUCUGGAAACCUGUUGUCUGGUGAAAUUCCUCGAAGUCUUGGAAGUUGUGAAACCAUACAAUAUCUUUACUUGCAAGAAAACUUCUUCCAAGGGACAAUUCCAUCAGAGUUGAGUUCACUACGAGGUAUUGAAACCUUAUCUCUCGCUCGCAACAACUUGUCAGGGACAAUUCCGAAAUUCUUGGCGAAUUUUACAUUUCUGCAAUCCUUGAAUCUGUCUUAUAACAAUUUAGAGGGCAUGGUACCAAUCGAAGGAGUUUUUCGGAAUGCAACUGCCACAACAGUCCAAGGGAAUACAAAGCUCUGCGGGGGCAUACCAGAGUUUCAAUUGCCAAAAUGCGAAUUUCGACAUUCCAACAAAAAGGGGUUGAGCCUAACCUUGAAAUUGGUAAUCUCUCUCCUUUGUGGGCUUUCUGGAGCCUUUUUUUCAUUUGCCGUUUUGUACCUUUGUUGCUUCCGUAGUAAAAAAAAGGAGGAUCCUUCGAGUGAUUCUGAAAAAUUUCCUAAGGUGUCUUACCAAAGUCUUCUUAAAGCGACUGAUGGAUUCUCUUCUGCCAAUUUGAUUGGUAUGGGAAGUUUUGGGUCAGUUUAUAAAGGAUUACUUGAUCAAGUUGGAACAACAGUUGCUAUCAAGGCACUCAACCUCGCUCGACACGGUGCUUCCAAAAGUUUCAUUGCUGAGUGUGAGGCUUUGAAAAAUAUUAGACAUCGUAACCUUGUGAAGGUACUUUCUGUAUGCUCCGGAUUCGACUAUCGUGGUUUUGAUUUCAAGGCCUUAAUUUACGAGUUCAUGGUGAAUGGGAGCUUAGAGGAAUGGUUGCAUCCAGCUCAGACAAGUAUUGAUCCGAAUCAGAGGCAAAGGAGGUUAACUUUUUCUCAGAGGUUGAACAUUGCAAUAGAUGUUGCAAUGGCAUUGGAUUAUCUCCAUCAUCACUCUCACGUGCCAAUAGUUCAUUGUGACCUCAAACCCAGCAAUGUUCUUCUCAACGAUGAUAUGAUUGGACAUGUAGGUGACUUUGGGUUGGCAAGAUUCCUUCCAAGAACUCUUGAAGAUGGUUCUGGUAAUCAGUCAAGCUCCAUCGGAGUUAAAGGAACAAUCGGUUAUACUCCUCCAGAGUAUGGUAUGGGGCAUGAAGUGUGGCCACAAGGUGACGUGUAUAGUUAUGGCAUCCUCCUCCUGGAAAUGUUUAUGGGAAAAGGGCCAACCAGUGACAUGUUUAAAGGAAGUUCAAAUCUUCACAACUUUGUCAAGGCAGCUCUGCCUGAGCAGGUGUUAGAUAUUGUGGAUCCGGUUCUUAUUCUAGAAAAAAAGGAAGGGGAGAUCAGUGCAAACCAGCAUUUAACAGAGACUAGCACAACGAUUCGCAUGAAAUUUGAAGAGAGCUUGAUUUCAAUUUUAGGAGUUGGUGUUGUAUGCUCCGCAGACAUGCCUGGGGAAAGGUUGGACAUCACUGAUGCUAUGGCUAAGAUGUGUCGGAUCAGAAACAAACUUCGAGCAGAUAAAAUGCUGGAUUAGAAUAAGUGUACUGUUAAGUAUUACCAUGUACGUAAUAAUCUUGUUUCCUUAUGUGGACAGUGGAAGUAGAAGUUUCAGAUUUGCCUGAUCAAUAAAAACAUUAUAGUUGAUAACUUGUCUGACAGACUUCAAUCAAUUUACUAUUUCUAUCCGUUGAGUUAUAUGUA